This is a messenger RNA of Frankliniella occidentalis (western flower thrips), 2408 nucleotides long. RefSeq names its product heparin sulfate O-sulfotransferase (gene Hs2st). Gene Ontology annotation, molecular function: heparan sulfate 2-sulfotransferase activity. Gene Ontology annotation, cellular component: membrane. The transcript has 7 exons. Bases 351 to 1475 code for a protein of 374 amino acids. The record is from RefSeq and is a predicted model, not a curated record. Lineage: Eukaryota; Metazoa; Arthropoda; Insecta; Thysanoptera; Thripidae.
UGAACAAAUUUAUCAUUUUUAGUGUUAAAAGUACUGACUCAAAAUUUUAAAAGGGAAUCACUGAAAUGUAUUCAAAUGAUUUGAUAUCUACGUAAGCUCCUAAAAUCCUAUUGAAACGAUGCUGUAAAUAAUGUGCUGGCUUAUUUUCAGGCAUGUUUUCAUUGUUCAGGAGGUUAGGGGUUACGGUUUUGUAAUGUUGUAAUUUUCCUUUUUUGAUUCAUAAAAUAAAUUUGGUGAGGUAAUCUGUCAAUGUGCUUAGUAAAUACUUAGAAAUAAAUACCAAUUAUGAGGAGUGGACUGCGCUGGGCUUCAAGAAUAACUUCUUCCACUCAACCAACCAAGUGCUCAAAAUGAUCUUUAAAAAGAGUAUAUUGAACAAUAACUUACUUUUAUUUGCUUGCACUUUAUUUUUUGUUGUAGUUAUUUUAUAUUUUGAAAUAAGAGUUUUAAAUUUAGAAGGGACUAACGACAAGUUAGUUUCUGAAGUAGCAAUCGUCAGGAAACAGAUCUUGGUAAAUAAUGAAGCAAGUAUACCCUCACCAAUAAUUGGCGGAGGAGCUGGUGGAGGAGCACUGGUUGAGGUGCCAAAUGUCAACUUGAGGGACAGAAAAGACUUAGUUGUAAUAUACAAUCGCGUUCCCAAAACUGGUUCAACAAGUUUCAUCAAUGUUGCCUAUGACCUCUGCCGAUUGAACAGCUACCAUGUACUUCAUAUAAAUGUGACAGGGAACAUGCAUGUUCUAUCCUUAGCAAACCAGGCAAGAUUUGCAUUUAAUGUAAGCAAAUGGGACUCAAUUAAACCUGCGUUAUACCAUGGUCAUAUAGCUUAUGUUGAUUUUGAUAAGUUUGGAGUAAAUUUGAAACCAGUUUGGAUAAAUUUGAUUCGGCGCCCUCUUGAUCGUCUGGUAUCUUAUUAUUACUUUUUGAGAUAUGGUGAUGAUUUUCGUCCCUAUCUUGUGCGACGAAAGCAUGGUGAUAAAGUAACUUUUGAUGAGUGUGUUGAAAAAAAGCAGCCUGAUUGUCACCCUGAUAACAUGUGGCUUCAGGUACCUUUCUUCUGUGGUCAUUCUGCUUUGUGCUGGGAACCUGGCAACAAGUGGGCUUUAGAGGAAGCUAAACGAAAUUUGAUCAGCCAUUAUCUCCUGGUUGGUGUGACUGAGGAAAUGGAGGAGUUCAUUCGUCUUCUUGAAGUAACUCUCCCAAGUUUUUUUCAAGGAGCAUCCAAACACUAUUUAAGUAGUAAGAAAUCACAUCUUCGACGAACAGUACAGAAGGCAGAUCCAUCUCCUAGCACAAUUAAGAAGAUUCAGGAUUCAAAAGUUUGGCAAAUGGAGCAGGAGCUGUAUGAUUUUGCCCUUGCUCAAUUCCAUUUCAUGAGGAAAAGGACUCUUGGAUUAAGUGCUUCAAAUAAAACAUCUCAGUUCACCACUGAAAGAUCUCAACAAUUUAUGUAUGAAAAAAUUCGUCCCAAGUAACUUUGUUUUCUUUUACAAAAAGAUGUUUGGUUUUUGUGCUUCUGGAAAAUUUGCAUCCUUAGCCGCUCUCUUAAAAUUUAUUUUCUAUCUUAAAAAGAAAAUCUGGUUUUUGUGUUUCUGGAAAAUUUGUAUCCUUAGCAGCUCUUUUAACCUUUCUUUUCCUUACUAUCUAAGAAGAAGUUUAGCAUGUUUGCCCUUACUAAUACUAUUUUCCUAAUUUCUUGAGAGGCAACUGUAUCAAUGGUAGUGACUCUGUAGGAUUGUUUUAAAAACCAUGAAUAGUUCAAAGUUUAAGAAUCACUUGUUACUUAAAUUUGUUUUAAAUGCUUAGUGCUGAAAUGCACAUGUUGCUGACAGAUUGGCAGUUUCUCUUAUCUUGUUUAGACUAAUAAAUAAUAUAUAUUACAUAAUGAAAUAAUUUUUUAGAUGUCUUAUCUUUUGCUGUAAAAUUGGCCGUGCCAUUGAUUGAUUGUAAUUAUAUGCCAUGUUAUUUAUGAAUGUACCUGUUGUACAGUUCAAUCUGUGAUACACUUGAAUGUGAAACUGUGUGACAAUGAAUUAACUGUUGUUUGACUCUUUCUCAUGUUUUACCUUUAGCAUAACACUGGCAAGCUUGAUUUAAAUACCCAUCCUGACUCUUACAUCCCUGUGAUAUGCACAAGUUUUUUUAAGUUUGAAUUUUGGUACAGUAUGUGGUGGCAACCAUACAUCAGUGGUUGAUAAGCUCAUGUUAACAAUAGAAAAGCUUCUGACACUCACAAAACAACAAUUUUUUUCUUUUUGAUGAUAUUUUUGUGCUCUGAAGUUUAAAACAAUGUUAUUGUAGUUGAAGUUCAUAGGAAAAAUAUUAGACUGAUAGGUGUUUUCAUUUAAAAAUGUAUUCAACUGUGAUUGUAUCUUUAUUUUUUAAUGUAAAAUAAAUGAUAAAAAGGA